AUGUCCGCGGCCGACUGGUACGCCCACAAAUCGCUCGGGGACGGACUCUACUGGAUCCAGGAACGGUUCUACCAGUCGCAGAACCGGGCUAACAUAUGGCUGCUACGCGGGUCCCACCAGGACGUGGUCAUCGAUACGGGACUGGGUUUGAGGAGCUUGCCGGACUACAUCGACGCCAUGGGGCUGCUGGGCAAGGACCCGCAGCGGAAGAACCCGCUGCUGGCCAUCGCCACCCACGCCCACUUCGACCACUCGGGCGGCCUGCAUCAGUUCCAACAGGUGGGCGUCCACAGUGCCGAGGUGGAGGCUCUGGCCAACGGGGACAACUACGAGACGGUCACUUGGCUCAGCGACAGGGAGAUAGCCGAGGCUCCCAGUCCCGGGUGGAGGGCGAGGCACUAUAAAGUCAAGGCUGUGCAGCCCACUCACAUCCUGCAGGAAGGUGACGUCAUCAAUCUGGGCGACAGGCAGUUAACGGUGCUUCACAUGCCGGGCCACUCACGGGGCAGCAUCUGCCUCCACGACGCCGACAACAAGCUGCUGUUCAGCGGCGACGUGGUGUACGACGGCGCCAUGAUCGACUGGCUGCCGUACAGCCACGUUAGCGACUACAUCAGCAGCUGCGAGCGCCUGGUGGGCCUGGUGGACAGCGAACAGGUGGAUCAAGUCCUGCCGGGACACUACAACACCUUCGGCGCCAAACGCCUCCACCGCAUCGCCAGCUCGUACAUCAGUAGAGCCGGAACGUGCCCUGCCAAGUUCUCUACUUGGGCAUGGAGUACAGUAGCUGGCGUGGCACUCAGGGCGUCGCACCCACGUGGCAUCUGCUGA
Molecule: messenger RNA, 831 nt
Organism: Nerophis lumbriciformis (worm pipefish)
Lineage: Eukaryota; Metazoa; Chordata; Actinopteri; Syngnathiformes; Syngnathidae
Source: RefSeq, a predicted model, not a curated record